UGUUAUUAUUAUUAUUAUUAUUAUUAUUAUAUCUUAAUACUUCACAACACCCACUAUAAUAUAAUUCUACCAAAACCUCGCGCGCUUCGACGACACUCUCAUCGUGUUAAACUACUGUACGUGUGUGUGUGCGCGCGCGCGCGCGCUUCACGCUGCUGACCGACGACUGUUCGUCACUUCAUUCUUUUGGACUCUAUUGGAAUUGACGUUUUUCAACACUGUGAUCGAAGAAGGAUUUAACAUUAAAUCAUCGUUCUUCGUUUUUUAAAUCCUCAUUCUAAUCCCCCCUCACAUCAAUCUAUCCGAUUGGGGUUUUUAUAUUCUUCAGUAUUUAAAAAUCAACGGAUCGAGUUUUGUUUGUGUGAAGAAGUUGUGAGAAGAAAAGUACUGUACGCGACGUCCGACGGAUUCGUUCGUUUUGAUAAGUGUACCGAUUUAUGUCAUCGACAGUUCUCUGGGAUUUUUCUUUUGGUUUUUAUUUCACUUGGGUGAACUGAUAAUCGUAGAAGGGGAGAAAAAACUGAAUAAGAAGUUGAUGAAGUUGAGUGUCGAGGUUGGAGUAAAAUUGAAGACUUGUUGGAUUGUUGCUGGUGUUUCUGCUGCUGCUGUUGCUGUUUGUGUGCUGAGAUGAAAGAAGAUUAAGAAACAGAGAAGAAGAAAAAUAUUGUAAUAUCUUUCUCUCUCUCUUUCUUUUUUAUCUAUCUUACUCCCUCUCUUUAACACGCUCGAUCCAAUAGUCUGGAUCCUCCGGUGUGUCUCUGCGUGUGACAGUGAGAGUGCAUCUGUCGGGAGGGCGCCUUCAGGGCCGAGUAUAGUCAUCAUCCUCGUGUGCACUAUAAUCUUAAUUAAAACGUGCGUGUAAUCAACUAAAUAUAUAUAUAUCGUUCACGUUUAAUAUUAAAUAUUUCGAUUUGUUAUCAUCGAAAGUAAGUAACAAAGAAACAGUUCGACGUAAAACAGUGACACUGGUUAAACUUUUUUUGUGAUACUUCGAAAAAAGAAAGAAGAAGAAGAAUUGGAACAAAAAGAAUAUUAUUAGUGUUUUGCGGAUUUCGAAAAAGUGAGAAAUAAAAGCUCGUGAAAAAAUAAAAGACCGAAUGAAGUAGUGUGUCCCUGAGUUUAAAAAUGAUGAUCGCGUAGCGGCGCCCGAUUAUCACGGCCCUGAGCGGCCGACACAUCAUGUCACAGUUCUCCUUCCGAGGAUCGCCAAAUCUACAGUGUCCUGUGACAGUAAAUUCGUCGUUAGCGUCUUCGUCGGGUUCACCGUCGUCAGGAGUUCACCUGAGCGCAGGAAGUUCAUCUUUGGUGAAUGCUGCAUCCGGUGUAGGGACAACGAAUCAUCCUCUUGGUGUGGUGGGUGUUGUAUCCAGUGGCGGGGGGGCUGGUGGUCUGUCGAACGCAAGAAUGGCGGUGACGAAUGCGGUGGUACGACCACCGGGGAGUCCAACAGCCUCGGUGAGUCCAUCUCAAGGUCACCCACCGCCAACAACGGCAGGCCCGACAGCCGCUAGGUGCUGUGACACCGGCAGACCCAUCUUCACGGAUCCAAUCACCGGACAAACUGUUUGUUCAUGUCAAUACGAUCUUCUUGGUGGUUAUCAAAGACUUGGAGGAUUACCAACUGCAGCCCUUUCGAUGUACAGCGCACCCUAUGCUGCUGCUGCAGCUGCUGUUGCAUCCGAAGGCAUGGCUGCUUAUUUUCCGAGCCUUGGUGCUGAACAAGCACCAUUUUAUACACNCCAGGCUGCCGGAUUAGAAUUGAAAGAAAACUUAAGUGCAAGUGCAGCGGCAGCAUGGCCCUAUCCGUCUGUGUAUCAUCCCUAUGAUGCAGCAUUCGCGAGUUAUCCUUUCAACGGUUAUGCCGUUGAUUUGAACGGUCAAAGGCGGAAAAAUGCAACGAGAGAAACUACGAGUACGUUGAAAGCUUGGCUCAACGAACAUAAGAAAAAUCCUUACCCGACUAAGGGUGAGAAGAUUAUGUUGGCUAUUAUUACGAAGAUGACGUUAACGCAAGUAUCAACGUGGUUCGCGAAUGCACGAAGGAGAUUGAAAAAGGAAAAUAAAAUGACGUGGGAACCACGUAACAGAGUAGAAGAUGAGGAUAACAAUAACGAGGAUGACGAUAGCGGUAGGAAGAGUGUCGAUGAAAAGGAUCGUCUCGAUUCAAAAGAUUCGGGUACGGGUUCAAGCGAGGAUGGUGAACGGCCAGCUCACAGAUUGGACUUAUUGCAUGGUACAAGUGGUGGUCCAGCUGGUGCACAGGGUAGAACGGAGAGUGAAUGGAGUGAGUCCCGUGCUGACAGUGGUCCGGAUAGUCCGGAAUGUCUGUACGAUCAACGAGAACCAAGGCAUCCUUUGCAACUUCAGCAUCCAGCGUAUUUAACAUCAAGUCAUAAUCGAUUACUUCGUCAUCCAUCACCUGAAAGUACGUCACCGAGUGCUCAUCACCAUUUACCACCAAGUACGAGUGCACCCUCGACGGGUAAUCCAGUUACAACGAAACCAAGGAUUUGGUCGCUGGCAGACAUGGCAAGUAAGGAUGGUGAACAGCAGAGUCCGAAUCCAACGACGAUGACGGGUUUGACGUCACCUUAUGGUGGAGCGGGUGGGGGAGUUGGAGGAGGAGGUGGAGGUGGCGGGGGUGGCGGAGGAGGUGGUGGAUCUGGAGGUGGACCUGGAAAAUUAGUGAGUCCAUUGGCAAACCGUUUACGACCUCAUCAUCAUCCGUUACACCCAGUUAUGCAUCCGGGAACUCAAUUCGUAAGGCCUCACCCAGACUUUUACCGAAACUUCUAUGGGGCAUCGCACCUUGGUUCUGGAGACAUGUCCUUGCUCGAGAGUUAUUCGAGAACACUGGGUGGUUUAGGAGGUGUCAUGCCACCAUCAACAGCUCCAAGUAUAUUAACAUCAUCCUCCUCGUCAAUAACUGGCGCUGGUAACGCCAAACCUUUUUCCAUCAAUGGGGAAGCUACCGGUGUUAUUACAGGACCAACAGUUAUGCUUACAACAGCAUCAUCCGGUUUAUCACCUUCGUCAUCAUCGACGGCAUCAUCGGGUGGUUCGGAUCAUUCACCUCAUCCAUCCGGUCCCAUACCACCAAGUCAAGAACUCAAAUCUCCUGGACGUGUGUGAUUCGACGUCUAAGUAGGUGUGUCAAAUCUUUGAUUAACGAACGAACAGACAAACAACUCUAAAAUAACGAUUACAAAAUUAUAAUAUGAAAGAAAUAACAUAAUAACAAAGUAAGACUUUUAAAUGGUCGCUAAAAUUUUGUUCUUUAGCGACAAACGUGUGCUGUGCUCUGGUGUGUCCGACAAUAAUGACAGACUACAAUCUUGUAAUUAGUGUACAGUGAACGACAUUGGAGUAUAACUCUUAACAUCGGCAACCCUUUUUAUCCUGCUUUGAACAGUCCUAAUCCCUAAUUCCUUAUUCCCGAUCCUAAAUCCUUGACCUGUUCAAAUUCGGUUGUGUUUGAUCAACGAGAAAUAGUAGUCCUGAUAUAUCCGUAAAGAAAAUACGGUAAAUCAUGGUAAAACUAUCCUAGUACUGACUUGAUAGUAAAACAUUAUAUAUAAAUAUUAUAUAUAUAUAUAUAAAUAUAUAAAUAUACAUAAACAUAUGACGAUAAUAUUAUUAUUUAUGCGUUUGUAAAUAGUAGAGAUGGCCUAGUAGAGAGCGUCCGGCCAGUGUAUGUAUUGUAUGUAGAGUAGGUACACACAAUUAUUAUUAUUAUUAUUAUUAUUUCAUAUUAAUAUUAUUAUUAAUAUUAUUAUUUUUAAUAUUAUUAUAAUAUCACAGCGGAGAGAGAUCAUAUUAUUCGUAACGAUGAUCAUUCUCAUCUUUAAAAUCAUCUUCACCGUCAUCACAAUCGUCAUCGUCAUUUAUUAUUAUUAUUAUUAUUAUUAUGAAUUAUUAUUAUGAAUUAUUAUUAUUAUUAUUAUGAUUAAUUAUUAUUGUUAUCGCAAUGUUUAUAUCAUCUAUUCGCGUCGGCUCGGUCGAUCGUGACGAGGUAUGGAUUCCGUUCGCGAUUUUUUUUCUCAACAUUGAGAUCACCAUUACGCCCUUUUUAUUACGUAUAUAUGAUAAAAAAAAAUAAAUAAAUAAAUAAAAAAAAGAAAUAAAGUUAAUAUUUCGAAAUGAGAAAAAAAAGAAAAAGAAAAAAAAAGAAGACAAAUAAAGUGGCAGAGUAAAAUGAAAGGAAUGGUCGAAUUGUGGUGGUUCGUAAUGGAAAGGGGGUGUAAUGGUUGUUGAAAAUAAAUAAAUAUAAAAAAAGAAAAGUAUGAAAAAUAAAAAAAAGAAAACAUAUCGUGUCAUGUCGAGAGCGAACGAUUGCCAUCACCUUUUAGUCAUUCGUGUCAACAAAAUUUCACGCGGCUCACAACCCGGUGCCACAUUGGCAGCCAACGAGAGCGCAGACUGUGUCUUUUCGCAAUAAAUGAAUCAUUACGAAAAAAGUAAAAAAACAAAAAAAAACAAAUUGAGAGAGAUGUAUUCACUCGAUAUUUCUAAUUCAUCAACAACUUGUCAUAAUUCCACUUCCUCUGAUUUUUUU
Messenger RNA from Polistes canadensis, 4555 nucleotides. It is a transcript of the gene mirr, whose product is annotated as iroquois-class homeodomain protein IRX-6-like. NCBI's taxonomy places the organism in Eukaryota, Metazoa, Arthropoda, Insecta, Hymenoptera, Vespidae. Gene Ontology annotation, molecular function: RNA polymerase II cis-regulatory region sequence-specific DNA binding; DNA-binding transcription factor activity, RNA polymerase II-specific. Bases 1180 to 3132 code for a protein of 650 amino acids. Gene Ontology annotation, cellular component: nucleus. The record is from RefSeq and is a predicted model, not a curated record. Gene Ontology annotation, biological process: regulation of transcription by RNA polymerase II; neuron differentiation; cell development. The transcript has 5 exons.